AUGUCCAACCUCUCAGACGAUACACUGCGCAAGGUGAGCUUCACGCUGGUGACCCCUCUGACCCCGCCCCAGAUCCUGCAGCAGAUCCAGACCCAGGCCGUCACGGCCCAGCGGCAGCACUCGCUCGUGCGCGCUCAGAUCCAGAGCAAGGAGAAGGAGCGCAAGAUCCUCGACUUGACGGUGCGCGAGCUCGCGACGGUGCCCAAGAGCGACGACACGCGCAUGUUCCGUGGUGUGGGCAAGAUGUUCAUCGAGCAGCCGCGCUCAGAAAUCAACGCCCGCCACGAGGCGCAGCAGAAGACGCUCACGACCGACAUUGACGCGCUCACCAAGAAGGCAAAGUACUUUGAGCGCCAGGUCGAGGAGGCCAACGGCCAACUGCGGGACAUUUUCCACAGCCAGAACCGCGAGCGAGCGUAGACGCGCGCACGAAGAUAGAUACCCCCGCUUCGUGUAUACCCCCAUCAACAGCACAUCCUCAGCAUACGUGUCAUGUUCCACCGGACUGGCCGGCUCGCAGUAGCGCAAUGUAUAUAGAUCAGUCAACGGCGGCGGUGCGGCAGGCGUGUGUGGAGUUUGUGCAGCGGUGUGGUUGUCCGGAACAGGUUGUGGCUGCCACAAGUGCUUCGAGCCUCCGCCUCAUUGACCUCUUCCACAACCAGUCUCCGCCGAAUCCUCCCCCACCGACGUCACAUGGAAUGCCAUGCAUCAUG
Messenger RNA from Vanrija pseudolonga, 713 nucleotides. RefSeq names its product Prefoldin subunit 1 (gene pfdn1). Lineage: Eukaryota; Fungi; Basidiomycota; Tremellomycetes; Trichosporonales; Trichosporonaceae. Gene Ontology annotation, biological process: protein folding. Gene Ontology annotation, cellular component: cytoplasm; prefoldin complex. The record is from RefSeq and is a predicted model, not a curated record. The transcript has 3 exons. The coding region runs from base 1 to 420 and encodes 139 amino acids. Gene Ontology annotation, molecular function: protein folding chaperone.